UAGUGGCUGCCCAUGUAGGCUGGGCCCUUGCCCUACUAGGAGGGGUGACAGGGUCACCUGUUGGGCCCUAUACCUUCAGGGCAACUCCCAGAGCAUGGAUCCCUCCUGAUUCCUCUCUGGCCCCAAUGUUCCUCACGGUCAAGCUGCUCUUGGGCCGAAGAUGCAGCCUGAAGGUAUCUGGAAAAGAAAGUGUGGCCACACUGAAGAAACUGGUUUCUCAGCACCUGCAGGUACCGGAGGAGCAGCAGCACCUGCUGUUCCGAGGCCAGCUCCUGGCUGAUGACAAAUACCUCUCAGAUUACAGCAUUGGGCCCAAUGCUUCCAUCAAUGUCAUCAUGCGGCCUCAAGAGGAUGCAGCGCUGGAUAAGACCCAUCAAAUCCAGCCCCUGUGGCUCCAGCUGGGCCAGGUCCUAGACAAACAUUUUGGAGCAAAGGAUGCAAAGACAGUGCUGGGUUUUUUGAGGCAAGAACACGAGGAGCGUCUGCAGAGGCUGAGCCUGGAGGCCCUGGAGCAGUUGGUGGGCCAACUCCUAGCACAACAGCAGCUUGAUGAGCUGGCAGAGGAAAAGGAAACCCCUGCUGUUGCAUCAGAACUCCAGCAAAAUGAUGAAGGAGGAGGAGGAGGGACAGGCGGAGAAGGAGGAGGGAAGAAGGAAGAAGAGGAGGGUGAGAAGGAUGAGGAGGAGGCUGAUCAGUAAAUUGGCCCAUCCUUCUCUUGCUCACUAAACUUCCCCUGGAC
Messenger RNA from Mus pahari (shrew mouse), 739 nucleotides. It is a transcript of the gene Ubl4b, whose product is annotated as ubiquitin like 4B. The transcript has a single exon. The record is from RefSeq and is a predicted model, not a curated record. Gene Ontology annotation, molecular function: protein binding. NCBI's taxonomy places the organism in Eukaryota, Metazoa, Chordata, Mammalia, Rodentia, Muridae. Bases 126 to 698 code for a protein of 190 amino acids.